Cryptomeria japonica (Japanese cedar) is the source of this 885-nucleotide messenger RNA. RefSeq lists its product as uncharacterized. The record is from RefSeq and is a predicted model, not a curated record. The transcript has 2 exons. Lineage: Eukaryota; Viridiplantae; Streptophyta; Pinopsida; Cupressales; Cupressaceae. The coding region runs from base 43 to 408 and encodes 121 amino acids.
UUUAAAGGGUUUUGACAGUGACCUUCUUUGUCCUCCUCUCCAAUGGAUACCAGUAAGAGUGAACUUCUUUGCCCCCGCCAUAAGCAUAAGCUUGUUUGGCUUCCUAGCGGACACCGUUACUACUGCAGGGGAUGCAAAGACCAGGGAUUGAAUGGGAGAUAUCUAUGUCGUCAUCCAGAUUGCGCCGAUUCCGAUUCCGAUUUCGAUUUCGAUUUCGUGCUGCAUCGAGAGUGUGCCCAACUACCUGAUGUGUACCAGAAGCCAAAUUUAGCUGCUGAGGAGUUAUAUUUCCACUCUCAGACAAGAUUCCGGAACAAUUGCAGCGCUUGCAAGAAGCCCAUCAGAGCUUCUGCGCCGAAAGAUGUCAGGGUUGGCGAUAUGAAUGCACACUGUGCCGCUAUACCCUAGAUUUGACCUGUGCAAAAUUGGAUACGCAGGGCCUUCUAAUCCAUCGUAAACCCCCAGCUACUUUACAAGGAGGAAAUCGGAUUGAUAAUUCAAACCGGACAGGUAAUAUUGUUGAAGGAUUUGCAUCAGGCUUUGUCGGUGCUGUGAUUGCAGAAAUUUUAAGCGAUGCUGUUUUUUGAUUUAGUAAAUCCUGUCCUCCGCAGGUUACUCGCUGUAAUGUUUUCAGCUGGACCUGUUUUUAAUAGAUGUAUAUUUGAAAGAUUUAGUAAUCCUUACCUGGACCUAUUUUGCAGUUAUAAUAAGUGUUUGCUCGAAACAUUUAGUAAUCCCUACCUGCUGCUUCAGUUAUAAUGCAUGUAUGCUCGAAAUAUUUAGUAAUCCCUACCGGCUUCAGGGUAGUCGGUAUGAUGUUUACAACUGGACAUAAUUUUACCUUGAAAACUUUGUUAAAGAAAAAAUAAAUUCGGUUUUCUUUGA